UGUCUAACCCAGAUGACCUGAAAAAACAAAGUUGGCGAAAGGAAUCGACCCAUAAAAUAUUUUGAAGCAGUCGGACAUACGGAGUAUAAAAUAUAAUCCACGAGUCAAAGAAACAUUAACGUUUAGAAAGAAAGAGUUGACGUUAUAUUAAAACCACCAGGACGCAUGUGCCUGUACGCUUCCGAUGCUUUCAAGUGAAAAGGAAGAUACAGAGAAAUUCAAUCACAGCUUUUGUCCAAUAUAGGCACUGUAACACGACCGUCCUCCGCGCCGCUUCAUGGGAUAUCGACAGGUCUUGGACGGUUCCAAUACCGGGUAGAAUACCCGCGCUGAUUGGUUGCUGGGGCCGGGAACCAUUGUUGCCAUUGAUGCCAUUUAAUGGUUUUGUAAACUGCGUUGAAAUGGUUGCCAGGGCUGAUUUGUUCCCAAGACAAAGGCUGUUGGUAUGGUGGAGGUUGUGUCACUCUUUCUUAAGAUGAAAGGGAGUGCGCUUAUACUCAGGAAAGUUGGGAAGUGUUAAUGGCUGGAUACCUUAAGCUAAAGGAACAUGGGUUUCCCAAGUGUGUGUUUUCUGUUUGUACUGGCUUCUGCCUUUUGGAUUUAUGAAGGAGACGCUCAUAAAAAGACGAAGACAACAGAUGUGUGCCCCGGAAACAACUGGGCCCAGCUGGAUUCGACGUGCUACUAUUAUCUGUCGACGACGAAGACGUGGAACGCUGGCGAGAAGGACUGUGAGACCCGAGGCGGAACACUGCUCAUAUUUAAGUCACAGGACGAGGUGGCCAAGGUUUUCAAAAAGAUCAAAGAAAUUGCCAAACAUAUAGAUUCAGUACCGCAUUUCUGGAUGGGUGUGCACAAUCAGGAUGAGGACCGCGUCUUCCGGUAUGCAGACGGAAGUGACGUCACAAAGUCCAACUGGAAGAAGAUGCUGAACGAAGCCUCUGGAUCCGGACACUGCGUGGCGCUCAGGUCCAGCGGCAGCAAAGGCAACAGCAAGAGUUGGGAUUUGAGGGACUGCACAGAAUCGUUACCUUUUGUCUGCGAGAUACAACUGUCUGUCGCGCGAUGGUCUGGCUGGAGUCAGUGGACAGACUGUUCAGUGUCUUGUGGGGAUGGAUCUAGAACCAGGACCCGGACCUGCCUCCGUGCUUCUGAUGCUUCAGGGGAGUGUGUAGGGGAAGCCGCCAAGACGGAGGUGUGCUCUAACAAGUGCCAACUGCCUGCUGUGUGGGGCGAGUGGAGCGGCUGGGGUACCUGCAGCAAGACCUGUGGGGCGGGGCAGAAGAGGAGGACGAGAAGCUGCCUCAACUCGGGGGACGCCAGUGAAUGUGUGGGGGCGUCGGAGGACAACGUGGAGUGCUCAGUGGAGGAUUGUCCUGUCUGGAGUGAAUGGACAGAAUGCAGUGUGACCUGUGGUCUCGGUGAAAGGUCAAGGACGAUUUCAUGUUCUGACGGAAAAUCAUGUAAACACGGCAUUUCUAGACAGACCGAAGAGUGUAGGGAGACAACAUGCCCAGUGUGGACUCGAUGGGAAGAGUGGGGUCCUUGCAGCAAAACAUGUGACACCGGUACGAGGUCAAGGUCAAGGUCGUGUUCUGUUGUCAACGGAUGUAAAGGAGAAUCAUCAGAAACAAACAAUUGCAAAAACUCGGAUUGCAUAAUCUGGAGUGAAUGGACUGAAUGCAGCGUGACCUGUGGACGAGGUGAAAGGUCAAGGACAAGUUCAUGUGAAGGGAAAAAAUGCAAACACGGCACUUCUCGACAGACCGAAGAAUGUGGGGAGAACACAUGCCCAGUCUGGACUCGAUGGGAAGAUUGGAGUCCUUGCAGUCAAACAUGUGACACCGGUACGAGGUCAAGGACAAGGUCGUGUUCUGUUGUCAGUGGAUGUAAAGGAGAAUCAACAGAAACAAACAAUUGCAAAAACUCGGAUUGCAUAAUCUGGAGUGAAUGGACUGAAUGCAGCGUGACCUGUGGACGAGGUGAAAGGUCAAGGACAAGUUCAUGUGAAGGGAAAAAAUGCAAACACGGCACUUCUCGACAGACCGAAGAAUGUGGGGAGACCACAUGCCCAGUCUGGGCUCAAUGGGAAGAUUGGAGUCCUUGCAGCCAAACAUGUGACACUGGAACGAGGUCAAGGUCAAGGUCGUGUUCUGUUAUCAAUGGAUGUAGAGGAGAAUCAGCGGAAACAAACAGUUGCAAAAGCACGGAUUGUCUCAUCUGGAGUGAAUGGACUGAAUGCAGUGUGACCUGCGGUCGAGGUGAAAGGUCAAGGACAAGUUCAUGUGACGGGAAAAAAUGUAAACACGGCACUUCUCGACAGACUGAAGAAUGUGGGGAGAACACAUGCCCAGUCUGGACUCGAUGGGAAGAUUGGAGUCCUUGUAGUCAAACAUGUGACACCGGUACUCGGUCAAGGUCAAGGUCAUGUUCUGUUGUCAAUGGAUGUAGAGGAGAAUCAGCAGAAACAAACACUUGCAAAAACACGGAUUGUAUAAUCUGGAGUGAAUGGACUGAAUGCAGUGUGACCUGUGGACGAGGUGAAAGGUCAAGGACAAGUUUAUGUGAAGGGAGAAAAUGUAAAGACGGCACUUCUCGACAGACCGAAGAAUGUGGGGAGACCACAUGCCCAGAGUUGAGCCAGUGGGGCCCUUGGGGAGAUUGCAGCGUCACUUGCGGAAAGGGGAAGAUCACAAGGUCAAGGUCAUGUAGGGGACUGGAGUGCAAACAGGAGACAACACAAACCAAGACUUGCAAUAUGAAAAACUGCAAAGGAAAAAGCCACUGGACCAAAUGGGAUCUGUGGAGCGCCUGUUCGGUGACGUGCGGUGUCGGUGUGAGGACUCGACAACGUCAAUGCGUCAACGCAGACGGCGACGUCAUCAACACGUGCAGAGGAUCCGAAACCCAGUCUAGACGAUGCCUGGCUCCUUGCAGGGACGUGGCCGCUGUCGAGAAGCUGAUGCGGGAAUGCCCACCGGACCAUGUGGCGGGUUUGAAAAAGAUUAUGGAUAAAGUGUCCAACACAAAAAUAAAGGAGGACAUAUUCACUGGCCAGGACCUGGAGGACUGGGUGAUUGUGGGCUACGAAAUUGAGGAAGUGAUUGUGGAUCGGCCCCUGACCUGCGCGCGUUUAUGUCUUCGUUCAGGGUCCUGCAAAUCAUUCAACUAUGAAUAUUUGUUGACGGACGGAAAGAACGAUCUGAGUGUUCCCAAACACUGUGUGUUGAACUCCGUGAACAAAGACUACGACAGGAAAGCCCUCAAGACGAAGGAAGGAUACAAGUUGUUUGAUCUCGAACCAUUCUUUGUGUGAACACAACGGGAGUUUGUUGUUUUACGCCGCCGGAAUAUUUCAGCUAUUUCACGGCGGUUUGUAAAUAAACCCAGUGGUUAAUAGCAUGAUCACCUCAUACGCCGUAGGGUGUGGUGACAUAUUCCCCUAAGUCUGAUACCAUCCGAUCCCCACUUUAGCCAUCGCCUCCGUGGUCUAGGGGUAGAGCGUCCGCCCGGAGAGCGGAAGGUCCGGGGUUCGAUCCCCGGCCGCGUCAUACCAAAAGACGUUAAAAGAUGGUACUUGUUG
Haliotis rufescens (red abalone) is the source of this 3583-nucleotide messenger RNA. Its product is annotated as A disintegrin and metalloproteinase with thrombospondin motifs gon-1-like. The record is from RefSeq and is a predicted model, not a curated record. The coding region runs from base 548 to 3316 and encodes 922 amino acids. NCBI's taxonomy places the organism in Eukaryota, Metazoa, Mollusca, Gastropoda, Lepetellida, Haliotidae. The transcript has 17 exons.